AUGUUGGAAGACACGGAGCUCCGCGGAGUCUACGAUACUCUCCGUUCGUCUCGCGAGGGCAUUUAUCGCUGGGGCUUCUACCUCUAUCGCACGACCUAUGACGAUCAGCCGCUCUGGGAACGCUACAUCUCCAACUUCAGACAACAAGCCUUUGACUUUAUCGCGAGAGACUCUUCAAGCAAGCGCGACGAAAUGCAAGCAACUUUCCGGAUAUCAGUCAUAGAGGAUCGAGAGUCUCUGGAUGGCGCAUCUAUCCAAGAGGUCCUGAGGCGAUUUCAAUCUUGGGCCAAUGCUCUUCCGGAUGAAGGCGACGAGAGCCAGGACAUCCCAGCCAACGAUAGCCGCGACUACGCUCGAUUCAACCUUUGCCUUUAUGUGGACAUAGAGUGCCUGAGUUCAUUGGAAACAUCCAUUUCUUUUGUCAAGGUAGUGAAUGCACAGACCCCAUUUCCUGACUCUGAGGAGGAAUACUCGGACAGCGACGAAGACCUGACAGACAGUGGCGAAGAGUCUGAAGCGAGCGAGCACGAUCCCGAAGACGAUUGGAUGUAUCUGGAGUCCGAGUCGCUUUGCCGUUACUACGACAUCAUGAUUCACGGAGCUGAAUGGGAUCGGCAGUCUGGGAUGGUUAAGUACCCCAGGAAGCGCCCAUGGGAUCUUUAA
Molecule: messenger RNA, 663 nt
Organism: Colletotrichum gloeosporioides
Lineage: Eukaryota; Fungi; Ascomycota; Sordariomycetes; Glomerellales; Glomerellaceae
Exons: 1
Coding region: 1-663 (220 amino acids)
Source: RefSeq, a predicted model, not a curated record